AUGUCACUUAAUAUUAAUUACCAAAACAUUAAAGUACCUUUUCCCCCAACCAUUAAUGUAGAUGAAAUAGUAAAUAUUCAUUUAAAAAAUGGUAUUAAGAACGUUAACAAAACUAUGAAUGCAUUUAUAAUUUUUCGAAAAGAAUAUAAUCGUGUAGUUGCAAAAUUUAAUCUUUCAAGUAAAGAUGUAUCUAAAUUUGGCAGCAUUUCAUGGAAAAAUGAGCCAGUAAAUGUCAAAAACCAUUACCGACAGAUGGCAAAAAAUGUAAAAAAAUGUUUCAAAAAAAAAGUUCCUUCUCUUUGUUUUAUCAACCGUUAUCAAGGCGAUAGUAUAAAUGAUAAUCACGUCCCUUCAGGAACCGUUAAUCCUUCACUUAAUACGAUUCAAAACUUUCCUCCACCACUUAAUCAGAAUCAAAAAUUUCUUAAUGCUAGUCCUCUACAAAAUUCCACCUACUUACUUCUUGAUAGAGAAUACAACUCUCCAGAUUUCACCAAUUUUAAUCUUCCGCCUCCAAAUAUUACAAAUGUGGAACAAAACGAUGACGAUUUUGAAAAUAUAUGUCUUGCACACAAUAAUAUGGAAGAGAAUGAAUUUAUAAACCGUUUUUCUGAAGAUAAUGUAUUAACUUAUAAGGCAAUUUGUUAUUCAAUCGUCACCCUACCUUUAUAA
Molecule: messenger RNA, 672 nt
Organism: Diversispora eburnea
Lineage: Eukaryota; Fungi; Glomeromycota; Glomeromycetes; Diversisporales; Diversisporaceae
Source: the annotation of a GenBank genome assembly